This is a messenger RNA of [Torrubiella] hemipterigena, 2250 nucleotides long. The record is from the annotation of a GenBank genome assembly. Lineage: Eukaryota; Fungi; Ascomycota; Sordariomycetes; Hypocreales; Clavicipitaceae.
UUUGGCAGCUGCUCAGUUCCAAUUCUACACUGCACCACGUAACAUUCCCGCUAAUACUACAAUAUCCCUCACCGGCAAUUCUGCUAUAGCCCAACCCAACACCCAAAGCGUAGCAUCCGACAGCCUCGUUUUGCGCUGCCAAAAGCCAGAAAUCGCCGAGUCAAGCCACGGUCAAAGCGCCACCUCCCCCACUAAAGACACUGAACCAGGUUGCUGUGAUUGUAAGCACCAGCCGAGCCGAGCCAAGCCAGACCAAGCCAGCUUUUCUGUAUUUUCUUCCCUUUUUCUCUCUCGUAUUCAUUGUUUUCAUCCCAUCACCAGUUUCACCACAUCUCUCCUCUCUUCCAUCCAUCCAUCCCUCCGACAUCACCAAAAUCCUUUGUCGCCCAUCAUGCUCGCCCCGUACAAGGAACGCAUGGCCAUCAAGCAGACGGCCCCCGACACCUACGAGGUCCAAUUCCACGAUGACUGGACCGUCGGCAUGGUCGUCCUCGGCACCGCCCAGGCCGCCCAGCUCUACCACGCCGCCGAAACACACCUCGCCCUCGACCCCAAACUCAAGGCCAUCAACCAGCCCGACAUCCACAGCAUCCACGUCGAAUUCCUCCGCCCCGGCGCCGCCGCCGAAUGCACAAUCAAGGUCCAGACGCUCAAGAUCGGCCCGCUCUCCUCCACGCUGCAGCUACACCUCAUCCAGGACGACAAGCUGCGCGCCCUCGCCAUCGUCACCACCACCAACUUCGACAAGGACGUCGGCCCCUCAGCCUCGGCAGGAUGGAACCUGUGCCCGCCAGCCCAGCCCAAGCCAGACUUCCAAGCCAUGCGCGCCGGCAAAGUCGAUGCCAACGGCUACCUGCCCAUUCUCUCGGACAAUGGCUUUGCGCCACAGCUCGCGACGUACCUGUACACACAUACCAGCGACGUACGCCACCCCAAGAACAUCUACGAGGCGUGGAUGGCCAAGAAGACAGGCGACCAUUUCGACAAUCUGGCCGUGAUGCUGCUGCCGGACUCGGUGCCCGCUAUGCACGACGGCCUGAUGCAGGAGGGCGCGCCGUACGAGCUCGCCAACUUUAUGAAGAAUGCGCGUGCCUCCUACGAGGCCAAUGGAGGCCCCGCGGUCGUCAAGACCACCAUGAAGCAGCUCAUGAAGAUCCGCUACUCGCACUACCACUUGUCCAUGAGCUACAUCUUUAAGAAGAGAUUGCCUGCGCAAGGUCUGGAAUGGGUUUUGGUCCGCUCGCACACAAAGGGCCUCGAUAAGGGCCGGAUGGAGGUCGAUCUGGAGAUGUUUGAUGAGAACAUGGACUUGCUCUGCGUCAACAGGCAAAACAUUAUUGUCAACGAUAUGGCACGCAAGUUUAAGAAGCAAAAGGCGUCGUUGUAGAGCAAAUGACAACUCAAUUGCAUUGUGUAUAAAAAACCAGCCGAAACAACAAGGGUAGAGAUGGAUCCAUAAUACUAAAAACAACUUUCAUAAUGCCAGCGGCUUCUUUUGGUGUCAUGUCAUGAUUGCUUUCUCAGUUCUUGACCACUUCUUCUCCCUGCUUCUUCAUAGCACCCAGCACAAUGUUCUUCAAAUCAGGCCGCGUGUAAUUAGGCCCCUUGGCCACCUUGCCGUCACCCUCACGGUAAAUAGGCUUGCCGUCAGCGCCCAGCUUGGUCAUGUUGCUUCUGUGAAUCUCGGCAAACACAUCCUCAAUCACAUUCUGCAUCCCGUGCUCGAGCAUUGUUCCGCACAAGACAUAGAGCUGGUCGCCCAGGGCAUCUGCAAUCUCCACGACGUCGCCCUUUUCGCACGCGUCCAGGUACUCUUGGUUCUCUUCACGCAUCAGCUCGUGACGCAGACGGGCCUUUUCAAUGCCAAUGUCGGCCGUGGGCUCUUCCUUGAUGCCCAGCUUGAAUGCUGUGUGGAAUUGCUUGACGCAGGAAAUCUGCUUCUGAAUAGAGUCUUCGUUGGCCAUUGUAGUAGAAGUAGUGGUGGUGGUGGCUGUGGCUGUAGAUAAUUGGUGGUGGCUGUCUUGGGAUAAUCUGGGUGUGAACGUGAAAAGUCCUGCAGCUGCUGCAGCCGGUUGUCGGAGAAUUAUCCGAGCAGUUGAUCCACUAUAUGCAGAUACAAGCCGUUGCAUAACGAGAAUAGAUACAAAUAAGAACGCGUAAAUUAGUCGCCUGUGGGCUGCCGCGUCCAAUUACUGAGAAUUCGAAUGCAAGUUGUCACCUCACUAGGCCUUCAACAUUACGCCUUUCACU